ACGUGAUUCUUGGCGUAUGCCAUCAUCAUAUCUAGCCCCUGGUGUCGCGUAUUCCUGCAUUAUUGUUACAUCAGGUAGAUAAGUAAAACAAAUACGAUGGAUUUUAACGUGAAGAAAUUGGCCUCGGGUGCCGGACUGUUUUUCACACGAGCUGUCCAGGUGAGAAAUGUGUUACUGUGUUUUUUUUUAAGUGCAGUUUCUCGGCUGAUUCCUGCUUUUCAUUUUGACAGCCAGCUGUUACUAUCGCCACUGUCACGGUACAGUUGCUGACUUUGCUCUAUAUUGUACCUCCAUGGUUACAUAACUCUUACUCGGACAGCAAGAAGGUACAGAAAAUGAAUUCUCAGCCACAUCUCGGUGAUAGUUUAGGCCUACAGUGUGAUUAAAGAGCGCUGUCCAGAUGCUACAGUUGGCUCUGUUGUUAGCCAAAUGGAUAACGUAUCCAUUUUAUGAAACGUUAUCUUUGAAGAAAAGCUAGCUGAGCGGUCGCCCCUAAAACUAUUAUGAACGGCUUUUGUUUGAAGACCCAAAUAAAUGUCACUGUAUGCUUUCACUUUCCUCGUUUGGGUAAGUUUGAGGGGUAGAGGGGACACGGAAACUGCUGUCGGACGACCAAGACGUGCAGGUCGUGAACCAGACCCUUCACGACGUCAUGACAUCAUCACGUUUACUUCUGUUUCAUUAUGAUAACGACGAGGUUUUACUGAACGAUGCGGAGGUUAUAAGAUAAUGUAUAGCAACAGACCCUUAAAAAUGCGUAAAAAUAUGAAUAUAAAGGUAAAUAACUAAGAGUAAAUAACUGAGAGACCUGCUGUAAAAGCCCUUAGUGGGUAUGCAUCCCAAACCUCAAUGGGGCCCUAAGCAAAAAUUGAUUUUGGGGCCGUCUAUUUCUGCCAGUAAUAUUGAUUGUUGAUCAUUCACACACCUCCUACAGUUUAAAUUUAAUGUGCCUGACAUGUCUUUACACAUUUAAGGGGGUGGCCUUGGUAAUAAUAUAAAUAAUACCAAUGCAAUCAUAAAAAUAAUACCAAUGAAUGACUAAUGAAUGAUGUUCAGGGUGCCAAAUAUGAAUUUUAAUCUCAAAAAGUAGCACAUUCAGGAUGCUCAGUGCACAUUGCACAGCAGGAGGCACAUAACUGUAGUGGAGCUUUGACGUAUCGGCAGUAAGAAUCAUAGGCCUACAUCAGCAGCAGCACUAAAAUGAUUUUACUUAAUUUUAUUUUUACAACAAUAUAUAUUUGAUCAUACAAAAAGAAUCACUUAUACAAGCAAAAAAUAAAAAAAUAUUAUUUUUUUAUAGAAUAAAUAAGUACAUUAAUCAUUUGUGAAAACACCUGAUAGUUAAUGCCCUUCUUCCUCAAUGUACCUGGUGAGAACCAUGUUUUUGUACCACUUUUUAAACUGGGUCAUGCUUUGCCAACGCUUGAGCUCCGCACCUAAUCUCGAUAAAAGCAGUUUAUGUCCACCUGAAAAUAACACUCACCCUGUUUUGAUGUUGCCAAAACUUCUUGCCUCUCUGCUGUUUGCAUGUUGAAGCUGCCUGAGGUUAGACUUGCACACUUAAACUGACAAAUAUAACUGUUUACUAACUGAUGUGCAAACUCUUACAUAAACAAGCUUGCUUUAAAUUGAUUAUUAUGUGUUAACCUCUUAAUCCAAGGUGAGAUAGAAACAGAUGUGCCUCUAUAGUUCACUCUAUUAACUUGUGUGUGUGUGUGUGUGUGUGUGUGUGUGUGUGUGUGUGUGUGUGUGUGUGUGUGUGUGUGUGUGUGUGUGUGUGUGUGUGUGCUCUGCCUCAGUUCACAGAGGAGAAGCUGGGCCAGGCUGAGAAGACUGAGUUGGAUGCCCACUUUGAGAGCCUGAUGAGCCGUGCAGACUGUACCAAACUGUGGACUGACAAAAUUUACAGACAGACUGAGGUCCUGCUGCAGCCCAACCCAAGUAUGACAUCAGUAUAAACUAUCCCACCAAAAUUUAUAUAAAGUGUAUUAAAGGUGCAUAUUUUGUUCAUGUAGAACCAUGGUGGAAUACAUUUAUGUGAUCUAAAUGGUUGGGAACUUCAAAUACAGUCCAGCCAGCUUAUCUGCUCAACAGUAAGCCAAAUAAACAAAAAAUAAAUAAAUAUUCUUCUCAGCUUAGUCACUCUGUAUUAAAGUUGUAGAGCUUAUAGUAGUGGCAGUUGUCCACUGGCAUUUAUUUUGCCAGAGGAGGCGGGGUUUACGGCCGGUACUGCAACCAGUCACCAGGGGGUGCUGUUCUUGCGGAGGCUUUACCCAGCGAGGAGGCAUAUGACACCCACUCUAUAUACAGUCUAUAACAGUGACACACUCCAAAUAAAAGAGUCCCCCUUGAACACUUUUUGCUCAGUUGUUGUCAAAAAAGAGUGAAGAGUGAGUGGUGACUGAGUGGCCAUUGAACAGAGCACUCUUAUAAGGCCUGACAUGAUUUAUGGGUACAAUAAUACGAACUGAAAUGUUAAUAGUAGACUGAUCAGAACGCCAGACAAGACAUUUGUGAGGUGGUCAAAGAAAUGACACAUCAAGAUACAGCCAUGCACCAAAGCAUUACCCUUUUUUAACCCUCUAUUAAUACAGUUAAUUAUACAAUGUUAUAUAUUAAAAAUGACUGAAGAAGGACAGUGACUAUACAGCUACAUGAAAAAGUGACUGAGGUAGUAAAUGACAAUAAUGUAGGCUAGUUUUCUUCUUUGCUUUGAGAAGUGAUGCAGGUUUGUUGGCACUUCUGCUUCAGCUCUAUGUUUGAAAUCAUGCUCACUUCUUAAAAAGUCUGUGGUUAACAUACAUGAACCAAAAUACAAACGCAUACUGCUGGGGUCAACAGUGUUACUUUAAAAUGACCUGAUCUUUUCAAAGAUCAACACUGUUACAAAAAAUUGUGGUCAAUAAUACAUUUAUAAAUAUUUCUGGAGCACAAAAUACUUUUUUUUUUUUGUAAUGGAAUUACUGUUUUGUUUAGUGUAAAACUCUAAAACCCUUUGCAAGAAAGUAGAUGUAAAUUAUUUUCUACACAAUUCAGCUUAUUAGCCUUAUGUUUUUAGAUUUAAAGUGACAUGGAGUGACUCUGGAAAAUAGGGAGCUCUAACUUGUGACUUUUUGAUUCUUCAUGCUACAGUUGAUCACACUGGUGAGUAUUUGCUCUCCUUGUAUGAGUGCUUUUCUCUAGAAUCUCUUCAUGCCUUUUACUAUCAGCACAGAGACGCAGUUGAUGAACGUUAAUAGAACCAAACCAGCACAUGAUUCUCUUUGACUCCUUUCUUACAAUUUAUCAUCUAUAUUACUGCUCUUAGUCAUCAUAUUCAUUAUAUGAUUAAUGUAAUUGUUGUAGAGUCCAAGUAACAUUUGAGUCUGUCCAUAUUCAACAACAUAGACGAAGAAUAUUUACUUUUGAUGUUUGCCGGGUCGAAACAUUUGUGAGUGUGAGCAGAGUUCGGAAAAUCUUCUUUUAAACAGAAACAAUAAAAUCUUUGUAUUUAUAUUUCAUCUAAAUAAUUAAAAUGAGAAAAUGAUAGUGACUAGUGACAUUUCUAAUGUUGUAUUGGGGUUUUGAGUAAAGCUUAAGAUAUGGACAGAAACAAAUCCCAUUAGGAGUUAUCCUUCUUUUUCAUUAGACAGUAAAACUACACAAUUUAACAAGCAUAUGAAACCAAAGCUUUAUCAGAAACAGAGCAGGGUGUCAGCCAACUCUACUUUUAAAAAUGUAGCUUCCUGCUUUUAAAACUUACCCAACUGUUUAUCUUCAUCACAUCAUCUCUGACCAGCUGAUCUCACAUCCUCAUAGCACCUUUCUUGCUUCAUGUACAAAUCUGUGAAAGUGUGUUUUAUUGUGUGUUUUUGGACUAUCUAUAUCACACUCAUGCUCAACUUUUCUCACACAUAAGUUGUAGCCUGUAGACUUCUGUUUUGCAGAAAAAGUUUUUCACAAGUACCACAUAAAUUGUUGGCCAGCCAUCUGAAAACUGGAUUAUUAUUAUUAUUAUUUAUUAUUGGACUGCUUUAGAUUUGCAGAACCUCACAAUGAUGCUUUUACCAGCACAAAUCUUAAAGCAUUAAAUGGCACCACAAGAAAACCUGGUAUUAAAAGUACGUGAGUCCUAAAUGAUGUUAAGAUAAGAAAAAAAAAUAAAAAAUCGCAAAGUGAGGAAUUAAAAGUGUUCCGAAACAGAUGAAUGUACAGAAAGAAGUACAUUGUAUAUUCCAUAUGACAUUAAUACUAUUAAAUGUUGUGUAACAUCAGUGGCUGAAAAUCAAAAUAUCAAUAAUCUACAUUUUGCAUUUUCAUUCUAAGUAAAUACCCAUGGAAAUACACAAAACAAGAAGUUGUUUAAUACAUUAAUUUGUUUCUGGCUUCAACGUUCUCCUUGCAAUGUGCACUUGUGAAAAACAUAUUAACUGCAAAUCCAGCGUUGUAAUUGUGUUCACUCAACUCAUCCAUUGUCAUGUAUUACUUAGAAUAAAUAUUAGACUUGGUGGUAUUUUGUUCAAAAGAAUUACUGUGAUAUUUUACUACAAUUACUACAAAAAGACAUGAGUACACAUUUGGUUGGAUAGGACUGCUAUUGUAUCCAUACCUGCUGCUUUAAUAGUAUCUGAAAAGCAGAUGACGUCAGCUGUAGCACGAGCCACGUCACAAAUGACCUGGUAAACCUUUUUAGAUUUCAGACAUUUUUUUUCUCUUUGUUCAAGGUAUAAAAACCAAGAAUGAAAAAGAAUGAAGGCAGAAACAUUUUAAGGUUGAAAUGCUGAGGAUGGAGGGUGGAUAUUAAAACAACAACCGUCCUACUCUGAUUCCUGUUUUCUAAAUGUUUGACAUUUUGCCAGUAUUUAGUCUUUAUUUUUCAGCUGUAAAUCCAAAACUCUAUUUCUCAUGCCUGUCCUUUUGACUUGGAUCUGAUUUAAUAUUUUGAAACAGUUGAGGCUUUUGAUGUGGCAUUAGACUGAAGAACACAAAUCCAUGGCAAAUAUUACAAAAAUACAAUAAACAAGUAUGGGCCAGAAUUCUCUUUAACUGAUGAUAUUUGAAGGCAUUUUAGUACUAAAAACAAAAAUACCACCCAAGCCUAAUAGACUUUGUCCUCAUAUAAUUUGCAGCUCAUGUGUGAUAAAUACAUGCUGGACAUUUAAAGAGUGCUUGUACUCUCUAAUUCACACUUUUGUUAAGCCUGUAAUGUUGGGGCUGUUAGAGGUUUGAUUCCACUUCAUUUCAUUUUUUUGACUCAAGUGUGUGUGCUAUCUUUUUUUCCCCAACUCAUUACAGAGCAAAGACAAGAUUCAACUCUCUGUCUCUCUUCUGUUGAAAAGUCAGAUGUAUUGGUUCAGUUCAGUUUGUAAUGUUUUUUGAUUUAAUACAAAGCUGGUGAGAGUAUCUACUUGAUUAGUCUUUUAGUAUGUGCUGAAAGGUUUGGAGUAAUUUUGGACCCCAUGUUAUUACAUGUUAGUAACUACACAUCACAUCUGCUGUUCAUGCACAGAUUCAUAUUUUCAUAGAGGAGGAAGUCAUCCUCUUUUCUCACGGUGUUAGCCAGUAUGGCUCAUUGUAAAUUUUUCCCUAAAGGGUUAUAAAACACAUGAUAACUAUAUGCUAACUUUAUGCUAAACAUCUGAUAGAAUGACCUAUCUGUCAGAAAGGUCAUUCUAUCAGAUGUUUGUCCUAAAACCGCGAGAAUACAGUCUAACAGAUAUGACCUGGAAGUUUGCAACGACGUUUUUUUUUUUUUUUGUCAGCUAUUACAGAAAACACAGGGUGAGCAGAAGCAGAGAGUAAACACAUUCACACCAAUAUAACGUCCAUUUGAGGACUGGUUAUGAAACAAAGUGAAAUCAACAGUGAUGUCUCUUUAUGACACACAAAAGCAAUCAAGACACUGGGGACAGGACUGACCAUUUCUGUCCUGUAAUUCAUAAUGCCAGUAAGCAAGUAUGAGAGGUCAGGUGUUAGGUGACUGCUGAAAAAGCAUCCUUUUUUAUUUCUAUGGCAAGUAAUUAUAGUGAGUAAAAAUGAUGUGAUAUUUUAUCAACAAAUCAACACAAACUUUAAGUUUUUGAUAUUCACUGUUUCAUCAGAUGAAAAAAAAAAUACUGCUUUUAUAGUCGAUCAUACUUACAGUCCAAACCUUGUCAAUGAAAUAUGACUGUUCACUAUUCAUAUAUGUGUUAAGAAGUUCAGUCAGUUGUGAUAUUGAUUUAAGGUCACUCAGCACUAGCCUUAGCUCAAGUUUUGUUACCUUGUUUCUUUUUAUGAGUGUUAUGACUCUUUAAACUUUUAAAUCUCACGGUAAAGUUUAACAUAUCUUUUAAUAAGAUUUUUUUGGCAGAUAUGUAGGACAGAGUAUCAGGGUCACAUUAGGAAAAAAAAUGUAAGACUUCAAGAUUAAAGUCAUUAAUUUACAAGAAUAAAGUCAUUACUAAUGAGAAUAAAGUUGUAAUAAAGUAGUUAUUUAUGAGAAUAAAGUCCUUAUAUUCUAACCUGUUGUUUAAGAUGACAGUUGUUGAAAUAAGAGCCAUGGAGCAUUUCAUGACAUGUACCUCCAAUAGGUUUCUCAAACAUGGAGAAACUUAAUCUUUUGGCACAUCAGCACCACAUUAUCAUAAGAAUCACAAUGAUUUUAGUACGACUUUAUUCUACUAACUAAUUAUUUUAUUAUGACUUUAUUCUCGUUUGUAAUGAGUGUAUUCUCAUAAGUCGAUGACUUUAAUCUUGAAGUCCAACUUUUUUUUUUCUUCAUGUGGCCCUAAUACUCUGUCGUAAAUAUGACUAUGUAAAGGUGCAUUAAAAACUUAUGUCUUCUACUUUAUUUAAAGAACAAGCAGAAUUUUUAUACAUAUCCAACCAGGGCCACUGUUGAAAGAGGCAGUCAAACGUUCCAAACCGUCUGACAUCGAAGUCUGUCUUUAUCAACAAGAAGCACAAAAACUGGUGUUAUGUUUGUUCACCAGCCACCCUGUUAUCUUCUACUGAGCAAUCUGGUUUAAGUAUGAUUACCAGCUGUCAACAAGGGUGGAUGAGAGUGUCUGGCAAAAAGUUAAAUGUUGAAAAAAAAAAAGUUUAUAAAAAAAGACAAGUAAAUGAUACUGGCAAUCCAUUUUUGAGUGUAGAAUAUUUUUUAAUUUUUGAGAAGGAGUUUCAGAUGCCUUGUUUGCACCUUGCCACAGAUUUAUUCUCUUCUUGACUUUCUCUGCAGGUGCCAGGAUUGAGGAAUUUCUCUAUGAAAAGCUGGACAGAAAGGCACCGUCUAGGAUCACCAACGCAGAGCUGCUGGGUCAAUAUAUGCAGGAUGCAGCAAAGGAGUUUGGUCCAGGAACUCCAUACGGUUAGUAUUCAACAUGGUCCAAAACAAGCUCUGCUAGAGGGAUGCUAAAUUCUCUUACAUUCUGCAUAAAUAAAACACAAAAAAAGCGUUGCAGUUUCGAUUGUGUGAUCUCAGGCUGUAGUUGGGUUCAGCCAGGUUUAAGUGCAAUGUGACGACAUCCUUGCCUUACUGCAUCUCUGUCCAACAGCAAUCUCAAGGUGCCUGUCAAGAUUAUGCCCCAUGAAUUUAAAAAAAAAGGAGAGAAAACUACCCAAGACUCAUGGUUCAGACUUUUUACUCUCUGAGGAAUCCCUAAUACUUGUUUUAGUGGUUCUGGCUUUAGUGAUUAAAAUGAAUUCAAUUUAAGGAAAAAGUUACAUUUACAAAAAAAGGAGGUGAUAGAAAUUUUUGAGAAUUUUUCAGGUCAGGUCAAGUGUUUAGUAUGCGCUUCUAACUUGGUAAGUCCACAUGACACAAACUCAAAACUUCCAAACAAAACCCUGGACAUUUGAAGGAUUUUAUAAACUCCCCCCGGACAAAAGAGGAUGAAUGGUCACCCUAGAUAGAAACCUUUUAUGAAAUUCUUGAUCUCAAAGUAAAAACUCCUAUUUCUAAGAAACACAUACAGUUCAUUACUAUUGGAGAAUAACUAAAACAACAGUUUGUUUGUUUUUUUUCCACAUGGGAGGAAUUUAUAUAAUGGCACAAUCACAAAUGCUAAUUUUUUUAUAAUGCGUUAACUUUAAAAAAAUAUAUAUUAUCUUGCAAUAUUGGUAUAAAUUUACAUCUAUGUUUGAAAAGCAGUAACUGUUUUAUCAGGGGACAAGACAAUGCAACAGAUGAGUAUGUAAUUUAUAAUAAACUCUCUGUGGUGACUAAUCUAAUUUCCUUUCUUGUAGGGAGCACGCUGAUCGAGGUCGGGGAAUGUGAGAGAAGAUUAGGAACAGCAGAGAGGGAGUUCCUACAGACGUCAGCCAUCAGCUUUCUUACUCCCCUCAGGAACUUUCUGGAAGGAGACUGGAGGACCAUUUCAGUGAGUCUGAAACAACACAUUCAUACUGUUCAGUUGAUUCAGUCGAUGGUAGUAGAAAAAGUGUGUAUUUGUGUGUCGGGGAAGUUUUUGCAUUCAAGUCAAAUUAAAGUCUCAAGUUUUCCAGCUAAUGAAAUUUACAUCUCAUGAUUACAACAAUUGUGUUUUGUACAAAGCUGAGUCAUGCUGACAGAAUGGAUGUCAUCAGAUUAUAGAGGGCAGGUUUUAAGUUCUGCUGCUAAAGAUGUGAGUGGUCAAAAACCUCCUCAUAGAUGGCUUCAUAGACUUUAAACACAGUAGACCAAAUAUCAUAGUCUGUAAAAACUUCACACUGGGCAUCUAACGCCUUGGAUUUUGUAGCUCUCCACUCUUCCAUCAGGCUGUAGGACCUCGAUUUUCUAAUGAAAUGCAAAAUUAACUUCCAUCUGAAAUGGGGACACCGGUUCUUUUUCUCCCCAGUCCUGACGUCAUCUUCAGUGUAGGAGUGGCUUGAUUAUAGAAAUGUCACUGUUUUAGACCGUCCUGUUUGUGGUGGCUCAUUAUAUGCUGACACCAGUCUCACACAAGCGCUCCAUAGUUCUUGAAUCGUCUUUCUGUUCAUAUGCACUCUGUGAACUGCCAUCCUUUUUUACCAAUGAUCUUCUGUGGCUUCCUCUCUUUGUGCAGGGUGAUGAUGAUUAUAGUAUACUGGACAACCGUUGAGUCAGUAGUCUUCCGCAUGACUCGGGUUGCAUAUACUUAACUAGAUAUCACAUUGAAAUUCUUUGAAUAGUUAUUUUCCUAAACUCAGGAUAAAAUCUCCUGAUAUUUGAGGAGACAUGUUUUUACAUUCCAGUUAGACAAACACUUCAAACAACUCAGUUUAUGUGUAGUAAGAUUAGAAAACAAUCUUCAUUCGCUUUCGUGACUACCUGAUGGAUAAUAAUAAACUUUUAUUGCGAUGUUCUGAUUCAUUGGGAUGCUGACGAUCUCAAGAUCAAGAUCAAGAUUGGUUUAUUUGUCAUAUGCAUGUUAAACAAAGUCAGCGGUGCAAUGAAAUGCCCUGGAUGAGAAGGACUGCUCGCCCCAAAGAAGUACAAAUAACACGCAAUAAGUACAAAGAAGAAUACAAUAAAAUAAGGAUACAAAAUAUAAAAAAGCAUAAAAGAAAUAUUUACAAAGUGCACAAGCGAUGCAGUAGGUGCUGUCAGAGUGUGAAUGUAUGCAACCAUAGCAUGCCUCCGAAUCGCUGUGUAUGUGGUGUCAGUAAUGUGCUCAUGUUGCUGAGGGUUUUUUGUCACUGCACUCAUAUUAAUGAGAGCAGUCUCUCUUUUUUACCUCCUCCUCUCCCUCCCUUUUGUGUGUACUUUCCCCAUCUGUAAAUGCAAUUUCGUUGUGCACAGUUGCAAUGACAAUAAAAAACAUACCAUACCAUACCAUACCAUACCAUACCAUGGGGAAUAAGUCAGUGGGAUAAAUGAGGUACAAGUUGCUGUAUUUCACAUGAUAUUGUGCAUCACAUAUAGUAUUGCACAGUUAAGUAGGUUGUUGUACAGAGUAUUGUCUGGUGGUAUUGUCAGGAGUUUAGUAAUGGAACUGCAUGUGGUUAGUAACUGUUCUUCAGUCUUUUAGUGCGAUCUGAUUUGAAAGGGGAUGAAACCUUUAGCUAUACAACAAAGAGCCAUGUAUGUAUACUACUUCUUCCCAUAUAACGAUUUACAAAUCCAACCUUUCUCUUUUUCUCACUGUGUCCUAUUGCGAGCUAAUUCACUAAAAAUGACUAGUAUGACCACCAGAGGUCAGCGCCGUUGCAUACUCAUGUCACCCUGUAUUCCUCUUCUGUCUGAAACUCUUGGCUGUUUGUGAAUGAGCCUGAUUUGGUUGACUUGGAUUGCAUCAUGCCAGCACAGCUCCAUAUGCUGGAGUUCGUCACCGCUCAGCCUAACUUCCUCCUGAUUGUGUCAUUGUUUGUACUCAGAAAGAACGCCGCCUUCUGGAAAACCUUCGUCUGGACCUGGAUGCCUGCAAAACACGACUGAAGAAGGCCAAGCAGGCAGAGGCUAAGGCUGCAGUGAGUCAUUUUGGGUUAUUCAUCACAAUCCCUUUUCUUCUCAUUGCCAUAACUUUUCUAAUGUAAUAAAGCUAUUGGUGUUACCAGCCUAACCCAUGACUAACUGUCUGUGUAUCCAUAACCUUUGCAGUGCGAGGGUGAAGUGAGUAUUAAAACAUUCUUAAUGAUGCAACAUGUUGGGUUGUUUUUUCCUGUCCCAUUUGCUUAGACUCAAUCAUCCUUUUCCACUAAAUUAUUGGUAAUAGGAAAACCUUUGGUCAAUCAGUGGGAAAAACCACAACGCAAUGGACUGAAAAACAACCUAGACCUGAAAUUUACUUGAAUUUUUUUCAUUUUUAAGCCUCAAAAGUUUUCAAUUUGGGAAUAACAUGAAGUGUGCAUCAUUAACAGCUCUAGAUACAAAGACUUUGUUCUCAUUUCUAUGAAUUUGACACAAAAUUCAGUUUUAGUGCAAACUUGUACUGCACAUGUACAUACCAAUAAGUAUGUUUGCAAUAAAAAUGAAUAACUUAUUGAUAGAAUUACGUACUUUUUAAUAUCUAAACAUGGUCAAGGAAUCAAUACACCUAAAAACCAUUCUGCUUUUUUCAAGCUUUUUUGUUUCACUCUUAAAAAUAUAUCUUUAAAAAAAGUCUGACUUUAAUCAGAACUUUUGUUUCCAUUACAGUGCAGAGAAAAACACGCACACUGCUGACUGAAAAAAGCCAGACUUUUGCAACAUGAUUGCAUGUUGGCAUGCGCAUGAAAAACAACAAAGCAGCUUUUGAACAGCUAUAAAUACCUCUGACUGCCCUACUUCUGGUAGAUCAGUCAUUUAGGUGAAUUAGGCUGAUGAGUCAUUAGUUUCUGUGUUGUUAAGAAAAUGCUGAUAUCCUGUUAUAUUGCGUUAUCACUCUGCACCUUUCUUUUACGACAAGAGACACACCCAAUGUGAAAGUGAGACGGAAGUUGUGACAUAGAAAUAACUUUGGCCAUAUCUGCAGCUGUCUGGAGAUCAUGACUGCCCUUUGAGAUGAGGGAUGAAUCAGAGCAUUUGUAUUCAACUGUUUCUAAUUAGAGGGAAAGGAAACUUAACUUGAGUCUGCAAAGAAAAUCAAGCAGUUUUUAAGAAGGUGACAGCUUCUUUCAAAUGUAUUUAAGGGUCUUAAUGACUAAUAGGUACAAAAGGUUUUGAAAUUUAAAGUAUUAUGGGAAAAUGCCUAUGCAGAACAGGCUGUUAUGGCUACAUCAUGAUCUUUUUUAAAUGUGCUGGUCAGGAUCAGACUGUUAUUCCAAGAGUCUUUAUCAAAAUUAAAGAGGUACACAUUUUGUUUUGAUUAUAGUUGUUUUUUUGGAAAUGGAAUCAGCAAUUAGCUGCAUCAUCUACUUUAAAGUCUUUGGUUAGAAGAGCCUCGCAUUUGACUAAAAGCAGGGUAUCUGUGGGGUCUGAAAAAGUCUGAAAACGUCUAAAACCUGAUCAUUUGAAUGUAAGGUCCAAAAAUGUCUAAAAUUCCCUUAAAAUAUCAUAAAAUGUCUUAGAUUCGAUUUUAAAAGGUCUUAAAAACGUAUUGAUGUUACUUACAAAUAAAGAUUGAUAUCAAAUUCAAUCAAUCAAUCAAUCAAAUUUUAUUUAUAAAGCGCCAAAUCACAACAGUCGUUAUCCCAAGAUGCUUUCCAAAAAAUAGCAGGUCGAGACCACGCUCAUAUUUUGGUCAAUUACUGAGACUUAACCUUAAGAUGGGAGAGAUUUAACCGAUCUCAUCUAACAUGGUUGACAGUAGCAAGGAAGAACUUCCUUUUAACAGGCAGAAACCUUGAGCAGGACCAGAUUCAUGUUAGACAGCCACCCAAUGUAAAAUGUUUGGAUUUGCUUUCAUGUCUUUUGUACGUUUUUUUUAGUAUGGAUAUAAAAUUGGUCUUAAAAACGUAUUCAUUACAGUCUUUAAAAAGUCUUAAAUUUGACUUGUUGAAACCUGCAGAAACCCUGAAAAGACAGAGGCAGCUGUAGACCAGCAACUCCUGUGUUCUGCAAGGUCAACACAUAUAUAGAUAUAAAUUUUGAUUUGUACUUUUAACCUUUAGGGUUUAUAAAGGAAAAUACAUCUGGUUAAAAUAGGAUCCCACCUUGAAACAGUACAGUUCUACAGCAAUCUUUAAACACAGCUGUGAGACAUUUUGAAGGUUUGUUUGUUGUGGUUAUCGGGCGAUCUUUGAACUUUGAGAUCAUCUUGCAGUCAUUACAGCUCUUGUUGGGCUGCCAGCUGAAGCUGAACAUCAAGAAAACAAAAUAUUUGAGAUAAAAAUAAAUGAUAAAGAAGAAUUUCAAAAACUCAAGAUUUUUUAGACCAUCUGUUCUCAACACCAAAACGAGAGUGGACCAUGAUACUCAGAUACUCCAAACAUCAAUACAGAGAUAAAAAGUGUUCGAAUAAUCUUCAUUCAUUUCUGCUGUGCUUUGUGAUUGCUUGAUCUUUAUUUUUGAUGCAUAGUGUGAAGUUAAGUAUGUAUACAUUGAAAAGCUGAAGUAUAAAAAUCCAAUCACCUUUCUUUUACUGUAGAUGGCUCCAGAUUUUCAGGAGACAAGACCCCGCAACUACGUGCUUUCUGCCAGUGCCUCUGCGGUAAGAGGACUUUCUCUUUUAGUUGUAUACGGAAAAAUACUGACAAAUCCUGUUCUCCUACACUGACUUUAGAAAGAGAGAUCAACAAAGGUAGGUGUGUACUUUAUCACCAUUUUCUCAUGAGAUGUAUCAUUCCAGGUUAAAAUCUAGUGCUGGUUUAAUACCAGACCUGUGAGUCAUCCUUUGUAAUAUUGUGUUGGAGUGAUAAUUGUUGUGACUUAACUUGUGAAAGUCUUUUAAACUUUUCAAUCAUCUGUUAGUCACCUUGUUGUGUGGUCUGCUGACUUCAGAGGAGUUUGAGGAAAUUUUAAGAAGUGAACAGGAAAUAAUGUUAAUGCUCACUUUAGUUAUAGGGAAACAAUACAAUUUAUUUUCAAUGCACUUUACACUAAACAAAUAUCAAAGCAAUAAAAGGAAUGAAAAAAAAUUAAACAAGAGACAAUUACAAAUUAAAGAUGCUUUUAAAAAAGAAGGUUUUAAGACCCUUUUUAAAACUCUCAAUCAUCUGUGGAGCCCUCAGAUGUUCUGGGAGGAUGUUUCACUGGAGCAGAUUAAUAAUGAUUAAUUAGCGUGACAAUGCUGUAAAAAAAUAAAUAAAUAAAUAACCAAGUAAUAUUAGUUGGCGUUAAUUCUUUUACUAGCUCAUCUGGUAAUCCCAAAAUGCACCACUUAAAAGAAAUUGAGCAGUAGCAGUGAUGGGUAGAGCAAAAGUAAAUCUUUCUCUCUUUGAAAAUAAUAACUUAUAACCCCUUAAAUGCCUGACACCACAAAUUAUGGCCAGAAAUUCAAGUUUUUUUUGAGCUGUAACGUUUAUUUCACUUACUACUGAAAACCAAAAAAAUAUAUAUAUAUAUUUCGUUUGAUACAUGAGAUGUUUUUGGAAACUGAUAAACCACAAGAGGACAUUUUUAUCAUUUAUCGGACUGUAUUCAGGUGUUUUUUAGUAAUUUGUUGAUCAUAUUGAUUUGAUAGAAUUAUAUAAAAGUAUGUAUCAAAUAUGAUACAAAAGGCAUAAAAGGGUUACUAACAUUGGUGAUUUAAGUUGGUAAAAUAGGAAUAAUUCAAAUCAUUGUGUAAAAUGUGAAUCAUAUCAAUAAAGACAGCUACCAUUUUUAUGUAUAUGAUUUAUAAAUCAAUACAUUAUUUGUCAUGCUCAGUAUGUUCCAGCGUAUGUCGCCUAGUCUCUCUCAUUGUGUCAUCUUUGACUUGAAUUUCUCUUGUCUCUUUUUGCUGUUGGCCUCUCAGCUCUGGACUGAGGAAGUGGAAAAGGUAGGUUUAAAUAAAUCUGGACUUAGAGUGUAUUAAAGACAUAAUGUCACUAACAUUAUCUCUUUAUUUUUUAGGCUGAGCAUGAGCUCCGUGUGGCCCAAACAGAGUUUGACCGUCAAGCAGAGGUUACGCGGUUGCUUUUGGAGGGCAUCAGUAGUACACAUGUAAGUCAGUCAGGCGCCUUCUACGACGCCUGUUAGUGUCUCACAUAAACACGUUUCACACAGACUUACCAGUUUUGAGCUUUGAACAGUAGUUUUACGUUUCACUCCAGGAUUAAAAGUUUGCUCUUGCCUUUUUUGUACUGAUUGAUGGAAUGAGAAUGUCAUUGAGUGCAAACAAAAUAGACGUACUCUUUGCGGGCAGAAAUAUGCAAACUUAAGCAGUUAUCACAAUGUUUGGCCACAUCUUUUGUUGGUUUCAAUUUGAAAACAAUUUUCCUCCAGUUUAAAUUUUGGCAUUUUGUUGUUGAAUAAUUCUAAUAUUUAGUUUGUUUUGGUGUAUUUGUGUCAUCUUUAACUUAAUUAGGGCCUGAGCUGACGCAGCGAGCAGUUGAAACGCUAGGAAUUAUUUAUUGUUAUGAACCCGGACAGUUUCCAACGUUAUGACACCCAAGACAGGCUCAAAACACACAAUAAAUUCAAUAGGCGGGUUGGGUCUGGCAGAAAUUCACAUAUUUUACUGGGCGUGUACAUGUAGGAAAAAACUACCCGGUACCAAACCCUUCAUAUUGUCAUACUCAGGGACUCUCUUGUGGAAUUGUUGGUGCACAACUCCUUUAAGACCUUUAAUUUUUCGCAUUUGGAUUUUCUCUAAAACACACAAGGGAGGACAAAAAAUUUCGUUUAGCCGAAUCAGAUGUUACAUUUAGAAAUUUCUCUCAUCUGUUUUCAGUUUGUUCAGAAAUAACUGGGUGUCUACUUGAUGUUGACAACAUCGAAAAUAAAAAAAGAAAACAUCUGGAACAGAUGCACUGUGCUCUGACCAGUCCAGAGUCUGACAUUUUUUCUUUUUCAUGGUGACUCUGCACAUUAGGAAUGUCCAAAGCACCUAAAAAAAUCCCAAACUAGCCGUUCUAGCCAUCACAAAGGUCGCUGGAUGCCGUGGAGCGCAUUGCAACAGGGGAGUGGUGUGACACUGCUCCGACCUGCCAGUGCCCCUCGAGGCGCUAGUUGUUGUUGUUAUUUUGGACAAGGGUUUCAUAUGUUUCAAAAUUAAUGUGCUUUCUUGCACUGAAAAUAAAUUGUUUACUUCACGCAUCAACAAUAACAAGCUAGUCAUGUUAUACAGUGUGUAUUUAGGACCAACUAAUUACCAACGUUUCUGGAUUAUCACUCAAACUUGUCAGUUUUCUGCUAUAUUUGCACCGUAGUAGACCAGGAAUUUGAUAAAGAAUACUUCAGGCUGAAAAGAAAACUCUUUUAUUUAAUCAUUUAUUUAUUUUUGUUCUAUCUGCAGGUCAACCAUUUGCGCUGCCUGCAUGAGUUUGUCGAGGCCCAAGCAGUUUACUACAAGCAGUGUCAUUUCCACAUGCAAGAACUACAGAAGGAGCUGGGAAGGUGAGAACAGAUAAGAUAACACAUGGGCUGAUGGUAAAAUUCACACACCUAAACAGAGCUAUUCGUCCUCAUAUGACAGAAUUGCAUGUUUACAUUUUAAAUAGAUUGUAAAGAAGAGGUUGAUACAGCCUCAUGGUUUGGAGGUCAAUCUGAUGCACUGGUGGCACAACCCACAUGAGACAUAACCUUCCUCUAACCCUUUGGGGCUCAGGCCCUAAUUAAACUCCCGGGAACCCGUAACUUAUACAUACAGUAGUCUUAAGUUUUGACAACCUUGAGAACAUGUGGGGUCUGGGUUUCUUCAUGAUUCAUGUUGCCAGUUAGUUCUCCAGAUGCCAGUGGACGCCUUUCUUAUUUUUUAAACACAUCUUUUCCAAUCAUGAAAAUUAAUUUUUACUGUCUCAUGCCCUCAGUGCUGGUGAGGAUACGUAAGUAUGGAUCGCAAUGUGGGUGCUGAUGUGAUUUAUCUUUUCUUUUGUGCAUAAUUUAGGCUAAAAAAAAUGCAUGACAUUCAAUGUUUACCACCUACAUAUUGAAUAAAAACUACUUCACCUCCAAACUGACUUUUUCUUUUCCUCUAAAAGGCCUAAUUUCAGGAAACAGGUCUUAAUAAAAAGCUGUUUUCCAUGGGACCAGUUUUAUUAAAUAACUUUUGUUAGCAAAAUCAUCUGUUUUGGCUUGGUGUGGAGUUGAGUGUUUCUUUAUGAGUGUUUCCUUUUUGGUUUUUGACUUGCUCUGUGAUCAGUACAUGUUUCCCUGCUUCCCCUCAGGCUCCCUAAUGCUUUUGCACUGAACUCCACUCACCCCGUGGCUCCCGCUGGCCCUGAGACAGACGGUAACAGCAGCCCUGUGGAGACAGACACACUGAAGAUUGAGGAAGUACAGGCACCAGCUACUGGAACCCGCAAGGCCAAAGUCCUCUAUGAUUACGACGCUGCUGACUCAAGCGAGCUCUCCCUUUUGGCCGAUGAGGUGAGAUUUCAUCAUCAAGCUGAAGAAACUUCUCUUGGUUUACAGAAUAGUUUCACCCAUGCUGCUACCGUCUGUAAUUGUGUCAAGGUUUCUUUUCUCUCUGUUAACCUUUGAUCCGCCUCAGUUCAGUUCAGUUAAGUGUGCGUCCUCUGUGUUGCAGCUCAUCACAGUUUACACCGUGCCGGGAAUGGAUUCUGACUGGCUGAUCGGAGAGAGAGGAAACCAGAAAGGAAAAGUGCCUGUCACAUACCUGGAGCUGCUCAGCUAAAGAACACACACAAACACAGACACACACAUUUACACACACACAUGUGCAUGUGCAUGUGCAUGUGUGUGAGUGGGUACUACUAAAAGCCAUGAGGAUUUUUCAUUAACUUCAGUUAUUUCACACAUUAACCUUGGACCUUCAGUAGCACUCCUACAGUAAGCAACAUGUUGAGUUUGACACACACACACACACACACACACACACACACACACACACACACACACACACACACACACACACACACACAUAGACACCCAUUCCUGACCUUCUCAGAGCACACUGACGUUCAUUUACACUGACAGCAGGGACAUGACGACAUUGUUACAGUGAGAACAGGAGACUCCCCAUUUGGGAAAUGUUACCAUUCCUUUUACGAUAUGUUUGGUGAUUUAUGAUAAUGAUGUUUAUUUCUUAUUUAUUUCUUAUUUAUUGUGGUGUAUCUGAAGGUUCAGGUGAGCCUCUCUGUGGUAGGAUCACAAAAGAUUUGCUACAAAACGUCUCGACACACUGUCUUUAGAGAGAGAGAUACCUAUCCAAGUCAUAUUUCGUUGAUAUAAAGUUUUGUUCUUUGUCCCCUAUGGUCACAUUUUUUUCAUGAAUUUAUCACUGAACCCCACUGCAAACACACUCAUGAUAUUUGUGGUUUCGUGAGCUUUAACUUCACUGUCAUAAGAAGUUUGGUUUGGCAAGAGAAGAAAAAAAGGUGAAGGAAGAUUUUCUUUUAAUUUUUGAAACGUGAAGAACAGAGAAUGUAGAUUUAAAUGGCAGGUAUAAGAAAGAAAAAGGAACAAAUAAAGGAUUCAGCUCAAAAUAUUGAUAAAAAGAAACGUUUAAGUAUAGAAUAAAAGCAAUAAUAAAGAGUAUUUGAACAUACAGGACAAAGGCAAAAUUUGAGAAUAAAAUCACCUUUCAGCACAGAUACAUUCAGAUAGCCACUUGUGUGCUGUGCCAUCUCGCAAAGCAGCCAUUGCUGUAGCGUUAACUCAACAUCUGUGCUGCAUGCUGACUAUGACGUCUGUCUAAGGUCAGUAUAGCUGGAGUAAAAGCAUUGAAUGAGUGCUGAUGAAGGUAACUUAACCAAAUAAUCUUAACUGUAUCUUGAGUGGUCAAAUCAGACACUAGUUACAACAAUAGGGAAAAGAUCUGACUAUAUUUGCCACAUAGAUGUGAUGAAGUGCUAUAAAAUGUACCAUGCCAUUUAAUUUACUAACAGCUGUGUUUAAACAACACAAACUUGUAGAAGCGAAUAUGUGUUAUUGAUUUUUUUUUUUCAUUUUAAUAUACAUCUAUUACGUAAACAUUUUAUUUCACUAUAAAUUUAACUGGACCAUAAAGAUUACAUGCAGCUUUUUUUAUAAGCUUGCCAGCAAGUGGAACAUUACCUUCAAGAUUGUUUCAAUUAUCGCUUGUUGAUGAACAACAAAAUGCAAUCAACGGGUCAAUCAGAAAGGGGCAAAACCACAAACAAUAUCACAUUCUUGGCUCUCUUCUGGAGAAUACCUUAGUCACUUUCUGCGGAGAGUGCCUGUUCCCAUACAGAUGGACUCUUAAAUCUUGCUGUUGUGCAAAUUUAACACAGUAGAAGUUUAUCAUGACUGAUAUAUAGAGCAGAUGAAAACUGCACAGGCUCUUCUACAUGCCACUUGAAAAAAAAGUUAAGUUACAUGCAAGUAAAGGCAGUAAUGGCAGCUUGUUGCUAGUUUCAUUGAUGGGCCUACAGUAAGUGCCUGAUUGGGAAUAAAUCAAUCCAGGCCGGAAUAGCUUUUGUCUAUUUUAUCUUCGUUUAACUAAAUUUUUAUUCUCACUUCUUUGAAAAUUAAAACAUCUUCCCUCCUUCAUUGUUUUUUUUUCUUAUGCUGAACUCCAUUACACUCCCGUGAAAAUCCAUUAGUUGCACUGAUCUGUCUCUAACUUAUGAAGCGCUGUGUGACGUAGGACAGAGGUACAUAAACAUACAAACAUGUCAGAGGAGUGGUGAAACGAGAUUUAUCUGACGCGUGUUUAAUUAUGAAUGUUGAUGAGGCACAUCCCGUUAAAGAAGUGAAAGGGAAUGUGGGUUAAAUAGACUGUUUCGCCCACGUCAUGACAAACCGGGUGUGACGCUGUGAUGACACAGAUGUCUUGUUAUUACCAGCAGCUGACGGGUAUUGCCUCUGUUUAACCCCAUAAACAAAAGAGGAAGCUGUUAAUGUUUGCAAGUUUUAGCACUGAAACAUGUCCCUCUUUCCCCUUUUUUACCAGUAUGACACAAGCAGAAUUUCAUUUCCUUUUUCCGUUUUUGUUGUUGUUGUUUUUAUCUUCGACCAAAGCAUUAAAAAUGACAAACACAUAGAGAAGAACAAUAACUUUAAAACAGCAAAUACUGUUUUUCUCAGAUGCAUUGUCACCCUGAACUCUUGGACAGCAGAUUUGCCUUAACUGCUCACAGAAAUGAAUGUAAUUUCGAGACGAUUUUACACAUUUGUUGACAUUAGGGUUAAAAAUUUAUACCAACAGGUUUGCUGUUUUGCUUUAUCUUCUUUUUGUAGAAUUUCCUUUUUUUAAUUGAAUUUGCUUUUUUUGUUUUGGGUUUUUUUUAUUUUUUAUUUUUUGCCUCACAUACCAGCUGAACUUUGGUGCUGCAGGUGUGACUAAUGAAAUAAAUGUGGAAAUCUAAAGAGAGAGACGUGAAAGUCUACAAUGAAACAACAACCCCAAUUCCAUAAGAGUUAAGACACUGUAAAAAAAUGGUUUGCAGAUCAUCUGAACCCUUAGCAAAAUACAUAUAUUAAAUGUUGAAACUAAAAUAUGUAUUGUUUUAUGAAUAAUAAUAUGCACUUGUUUUUCAUUUAGUGUCAGUAACAGGAGUUUGUGUACCAUUGCGUCCCACCGUUUCUUCUUUUUAACAACACACAAACAUUUGGGAACGUUUGGAGUCUCCUUUGUCAUACUUUAGCAUCAUGAUGCACCAAACGAUUUCCAUGGUUGGGACCGAAACCAGGCCAGUUUAGCACCAAGUCUGUUCUGCUUUAGAGCCAUGCAUUUGUCCUCUCUGUAAAAGACGACAAAAUGUAUGUGCAGAUUGUCUCACUACGAUACCUGCAUAUAUUUUUAAGCAGUAACGAUGCAAUCUCUGAAAGGUAGACGACACAUGCAACGCGCUCUUGUGCAUCCCUAUACCACAUUGGAUGCUGGCUUUUGAACUGUGCAAUAUCAACAGUAUGUAGAGUAUGUAUCGUCCAUAAUUUCCCCCAAAAAAUGUCAAAUUUUAAGAAGUCAAACCACAUUUCCUCAGUUUGCCUUUAAUGCUCAAGUCCAUUUAAAGCAAGUGGCUGGCAAUUCUGCAUAAUAGAAUAGAAAAUAUGUCUGAGCGAUACAAUUUGCAUUUGUUGACGCAGAGCUAAACUAUAUUCACAGAAAAUAAUUUUUGGAUGUCAUUUUAAGCCCAUGCAAUAAUUUCCACUGCCAAAGUUGUGUCUCUUUUUAAUGCAGUGCUGCCUUAGGGCCUGAAGAUCACAGCCAUCCAGUAGAAGUUACUGGCACUUUCUGAAUCUUUUAAUGACAUCCUCAAAUUGUUUGCAGUUCAAUGCUGAGGAAGUUUAUUCUAACAAUUCUGAGAUAUGUCCUCACGCAGUCUCUCACAGAGUGGUGACCCUCUCUCUUUACUUCUGAGAUACUCUGCCCCUCUUGAGCGCCCUUUUUAUUCCCAGUCAUGUUACCGACCUGAUGCAUUUAAAGAGUUGUGAUAGCGCACAACUUUUUUAGCGUUUAAUUGUUUCUGCAUCAACAUCAGAUUCAGAAUGAAUAUAUAUAUAUUUUUCAUAGACCAAUACAAUGAAUCAGUUUCAACAUUUGAUAUGUUCCUUUUGCACUAUUUUGAUUUCAAUGUAAGAUUUUAUUUAUUAGAUUUCUAAUUUAAACACUUUUUUGUCACUUUUUUUUAUCAUGGAGAAAUGAACUGAUGAGACUAACUAUUAAAAAUAUGUACUAAGAUUACAUGCAAGAGCCAAAUAAAUGCAUACUUCAAACUAUGAGAAUAUAUUUUUCAACAUACAGACAGCAAGGAGAGUCUUUGUUUCUACAUUUUAUUCACUCAUUUGGUUAUUACUCUUUUUUUUUUUCCGUAUUUAUUUUCUCGUUUUUUCUACGUGUAAUUCUGAUCACUGGUACUCCUCAUUCACUGCACUAAAGGUGUUAUAUUUGAAUAACACAAACACCUGUGAAGCAAAUAAACACACUCCCAUCCAAAACUGCCUUAAGAUGAUGGGAAAGAACUGCUGAUGUCAUGAUGCUAUCUGCUGCACUCCAAGAAAACGCUCUCCACCACAAAAUGUCCAGAGACUGAAUGUCCACCACGAACAGCAUGCACGACUGUAACUCCUCUAACCAUGUGUGUCUUUGAGUGAUUUUUGAGUUGGCCUUCAGUGUUAUUUGAAUCGAUGAUUUUCCUGUCUGCUGCUCUUUUGUCUGCUAAUACUUUAAAGUGUCUUCAGUCUUUGUGCUGCAUGUGCUACAGCUUGUAGCCUGUCCAGCUGGACAUGUAUGUGUUAAUGAUCUGUAGCUAAAGUAUGUUUGUGUGAGCUGACAGGCGCACACAGGAACUAAUGUGAAGCCUCACGUCCAGUAUGUGUACAUGCAUGCACUCCGUCAGUUUUUCAAACCUUCUGUUUUUGUAAAAAUCUGAAAAAUGUCUGAAAAUGCAGAAGCUUCAAAAUCAAAGUUGUCUUGACUGCAGUUCAUGACUGAUGCAGGUUUCAGUGUGACUGGAUAGUUUUAUUUUUGAUCCCUGCUCUUUUCAGUUUUUCUUCAAGUAUGUUUUUUGUUGUUAUUCUGUUGUACCUCACCUUGUAUUAUUUUGUUAAAUAUGUAUUACCCGAGUGAAAGAAAUGUCUGGGAAUUAAUAAAAACUUUGAUUUACUUCCAUU
This is a messenger RNA of Xyrichtys novacula (pearly razorfish), 21958 nucleotides long. Lineage: Eukaryota; Metazoa; Chordata; Actinopteri; Labriformes; Labridae. The record is from the annotation of a GenBank genome assembly.